This is a messenger RNA of Xenopus laevis (African clawed frog), 882 nucleotides long. Its product is annotated as vomeronasal type-2 receptor 26. The record is from RefSeq and is a predicted model, not a curated record. The transcript has a single exon. Lineage: Eukaryota; Metazoa; Chordata; Amphibia; Anura; Pipidae. The annotation marks the transcript as partial.
CUGUUUUACUUUGUUUUAUUAGAUUCCACAAGUUGUAAAAAAUGUCCUGAAGACAUGUGGGCAAAUGAGGAACACAAUGGCUGCUGGAUGAGGACCUUGGAGUAUCUGACAUUUAAUGAGGCCUUAGGGGGCACAUUGGCUACUUUAUCUGUUGUGGGGUUUUUAUUUCCUCUCAGUAUUCUAACAAUAUUUAUAAAAAAUUCUGAGACUCCAGUUGUCAAGGCGAACAACCGUAAUCUCAGUUACCUUCUCCUCCUUUCCUUGUUUUUUUGCUAUCUCUGUGCUUUAUUGUUCAUUGGUCAUCCUGUUACUAUAACCUGUAUUCUCAGGCAAUUUAUAUUUGGAAUCAGUUUUGUCAUGUGCAUUUCAUGUGUCUUGGGAAAAACAAUCAUGGUGGUGAUCGCCUUCAACCUUACAAGGCCAAAGAGCAGUGGGCGAAUGUGGUUGAAUUCUCAAGUAACUAACACCCUGGUGCUUGUGUGCACAGCUAUACAAGUGAUUAUAUGUGCUGGGUGGCUUGCACACUCUCCUCCUUUUCAGUAUAAUGAUAUGAAAUCUAAAUCAGGCACCAUUGUUAUGGAAUGUAAGAAGGGAUCCCCAAUUGCUUAUUCAUGCACAAUGGGAUAUAUGGGGAUUUUAGCCACUUUAAGUUUUGUAGUUGCUUAUUUUGCAAGAAAGUUGCCAGGCAGUUUCAAUGAGGCCAAACUGAUCACCUUUAGUAUGUUGAUAUUUGGAGCUGUUUGGAUCUCCUUCAUCCCAGCCUACCUCAGCACCAUAGGGAAGUACAUGGUGGCAGUUGAGGUAUUUGCCAUAUUGUCAUCCAGCAGUGGGUUAUUGGCAUGUAUAUUUUUACCUAAGGCCUACAUUAUUAUUUUAAAACCA